GGGGAGAAAACUGAGGAGAACCCAGAAGUGCAGUCAGUGGUCCACGCCGAUAGCCAAACCACAGAUAGAAGAAGGAGCAGUUAUCAGUGUCUUUGACCAAACCGUCCUUUCCUACAGUUGCCGGCUGUUAUCGUUUCACAACUGAAACGAUCCAAAUCUUCUCAACACAAAACCAGGGAGAUCUUUUCCACAACUCUCAAGCUAUAAAGACGACUGUUUUCUGCUCUACCAUGUCGGCCAAAGCCAUCUCGGAGCAGACAGGGAAGGAGUUCCUCUAUAAGUACAUCUGUACAUCUGCAGCUGUCCAGAACAGGUUCCGCUAUGCCAACGUGACGACUGAGACCGACUUUGACCGGCUGGCACAGGACCACCCCUGGCUGCUCACUGAGCGGCUGGUAGUGAAGCCAGACCAGCUGAUCAAGCGGCGGGGGAAGCUGGGACUGGUAGGUGUCAACCUGGACCUGAAAGGUGUCCAAGAGUGGCUGAAGACCCGCCUCAUGAGAGAGACCAUGGUGGGAAAAGCCAAGGGGAUCCUGAAGAACUUCCUCAUCGAGCCAUUUGUAGCCCACAAGCAGGAAGAGGAGUUCUAUGUGUGUAUCUACGCCACACGGGAGGGAGACUACGUGUUGUUCCACCAUGAAGGAGGGGUAGACGUGGGCGACGUGGACGCUAAGGCCAGUAAGCUGCUGGUAGGAGUGGAUGAGAAGCUGACUGAAGACGCAGUGAAGAAACAGCUCCUGACCCAUGUCGCUGCAGACAAAAAAGCGGUUCUGGCCAGCUUCAUUGUUGGUCUCUUCAACCUGUAUGAAGACCUGUACUUCACCUACCUAGAGAUCAACCCACUGGUGGUCACGAAGGAUGGCGUGUUUGUGCUGGACAUGGCAGCUAAGAUCGAUGCCACGGCUGACUACCUCUGUAAGGCCAAGUGGGGCGACGUGGAGUUCCCUCCACCCUUUGGCAGGGAGGCCUACCCUGAGGAGGCCUAUAUUGCAGACCUGGAUGCCAAGAGUGGUGCCAGUCUCAAACUCACCCUGCUCAACCCCCGCGGAAGAAUCUGGACCAUGGUGGCAGGAGGAGGGGCUUCCGUCGUCUACAGUGACACCAUCUGUGACCUGGGCGGGGUUGACGAGCUGGCCAAUUACGGGGAGUAUUCAGGAGCACCCAGCGAACAGCAGACCUAUGACUAUGCCAAGACCAUCCUGUCCCUGAUGACCCGCGAGAAACACCCCGACGGAAAAGUCCUGAUCAUCGGAGGAAGCAUUGCAAACUUCACUAACGUUGCAGCCACAUUUAAGGGCAUUGUCAGGGCCAUCAGGGACUACCAGGGCCCCAUAAAGGAGCAUGAGAUCACCAUAUUUGUCCGCCGUGGGGGCCCAAAUUACCAGGAAGGCCUCAGAGUCAUGGGUGAAGUGGGUAAGACUACUGGCAUCCCCAUCCAUGUCUUCGGCACAGAGACUCACAUGACUGCCAUUGUCGGCAUGGCGCUGGGCCACCGACCAAUACCCAAAGAGCCUCCCGUCGCCGCCCACACCGCCAACUUCCUGCUCAACUCCAGUGCCAGUUCAUCGACCCCAGCCUCCAGCAGGACAGCCUCCUUCUCUGAGAACAAGGCUGGCCCCGGGGCCUCUCCUUCCAAGAAGGCCAAGUCAGGGGCCCCUCCAGUCAAGGCGUCAACCCUCUUCAGCAAGCAGACCAAGUCCAUCGUGUGGGGCAUGCAGACGCGGGCCGUGCAGGGCAUGCUGGACUUUGACUACACCUGCUCCAGGGAGGAGCCCUCUGUGUCUGCCAUGCUCUACCCAUUCACUGGGGACCACAAGCAGAAGUUCUACUGGGGCCAUAAGGAGAUCCUGUUGCCUGUCUAUAAGAACAUGGGCGACGCCAUGAAGAAACACCCGGAGGUGGACGUGCUCAUUAACUUCGCCUCGCUCCGCUCUGCCUUCGACAGCACCAUGGAGACCAUGCAGUACCCACAGAUCCACACCAUUGCCAUCAUAGCCGAGGGCAUCCCUGAAGCCCAGACCAGGAAGAUCAUUAAGAGGGCGGACGAGAAGGGUAUCACUAUCAUCGGCCCGGCAACGGUUGGAGGGAUCAAGCCUGGCUGUUUUAAGAUCGGGAACACAGGGGGCAUGCUGGAUAACAUCCUGGCCUCUAAGCUGUACCGUCCAGGCAGUGUGGCCUACGUGUCCCGCUCUGGAGGCAUGUCCAACGAGCUCAACAACAUCAUCUCCCGCACCACCGACGGAGUCUACGAGGGAGUGGCCAUCGGAGGAGACAGAUACCCAGGCUCAAUCUACACAGACCAUGUGCUGAGGUACCAGGACACCCCAGGGGUAGAGAUGAUCGUAAUGCUGGGAGAGAUUGGCGGCACAGAGGAGUAUAAGAUCUGCCAGGGCAUCAAGUCAGGCAGGAUCACCAAGCCUGUGGUGAGCUGGUGCAUCGGGACCUGUGCCACCAUGUUCUCCUCAGAGGUCCAGUUUGGUCAUGCUGGAGCGUGUGCCAACCAGGCCUCAGAGACAGCCGUGGCCAAGAACCUGGCUCUGAAGGAGGCCGGAGCCUUCGUACCUAAGAGCUUUGACGAGCUGGGAGAUGUCAUCAAAUCAGUGUAUGACGACCUCGUGGGCAAAGGAGUCAUCGUUCCAGCUAUGGAGGUGCCCCCUCCCACAGUGCCAAUGGACUACUCAUGGGCCCGGGAGUUGGGUCUGAUCCGUAAGCCAGCCUCCUUUAUGACCAGUAUCUGUGAUGAGAGGGGCCAGGAGCUUAUCUACGCUGGAAUGCCCAUCACUGAGGUGUUCAAGUCAGAGAUGGGCCUGGGAGGAACCCUGGGACUGCUCUGGUUCCAGAGGAGGCUGCCCAGUUAUGCUUCCAAGUUCAUUGAGAUGUGUCUGAUGGUGACUGCUGACCAUGGUCCUGCCGUGUCUGGUGCCCACAACACCAUCGUCUGUGCCCGCGCUGGCAAAGACCUUAUCUCCAGCCUCACGUCUGGCCUGCUCACCAUCGGGGACCGGUUCGGAGGGGCCCUGGACGCUGCAGCCAAGCAGUUCAGCAAGGCGUUUGACAGCGGCAUGCUGCCAAUGGAGUUUGUCAAUAAGAUGAAGAAGGAGGGCAACCUGAUCAUGGGCAUCGGACACAGGGUCAAGUCGAUCAACAACCCAGACAUGCGGGUGCAGAUCCUAAAGGACUUUGUGAAGAAGAACUUCCCCUCCACCCAGCUGUUGGACUACGCCAUGGAUGUAGAGAAGAUCACCACAGCCAAGAAACCAAACCUGAUCUUGAAUGUGGACGGUUUCAUUGGAGUAGCAUUUGUGGACCUGCUCAGGAACUGUGGUGGAUUUACACGGGACGAGGCUGAUGAGUUUGUGGAGAUCGGAGCGCUGAAUGGAAUCUUUGUCCUGGGGCGGAGCAUGGGCUUCAUCGGACACUACCUGGAUCAGAAGAGGCUGAAACAGGGUCUGUACCGUCACCCGUGGGACGACAUCUCCUACGUUCUCCCUGAACACAUGUCCAUGUAACCACGGAAACCAGGCCAUGGACCCCCCCAGUUACCCCACCACCGCACCCUAACCUCCACCCCCACCUAUACUGUGUUCUGUCAGCCCCAAGUGGUGGGAGAGAAAAAAUGGGGACUGAUAUUAUUAUUGAUGUGGCUUUGCAACAGUAAUAAGGACAACCCUUUUUAAAGUGAAUACAGUUUUAGUUUUUAAAAAUCAGUUAGCUGAUCAAACAUGCUGCAGAGAAGGAGAAAAGAGCCUCAUUCAUUGGUUGACCCUUAACCCUAUAGUGUGGGGAGUGCAAUUCAUCCAAUUCAACUCUUCCCAAGAUUACCUCUAGUGGUACAGAUGAUUGUCUUCCCAUUUACUGCCAAUACUACUGCUGUUACUACUACUACUACUACUACUACUAUACUACUCCUAUGCCUAUAGUGAAGUACGUUGAGACUGUAUCUCCCACUAUCAUCUCUCUCCGUAAACCAAGCAUGUGUCUGUGUAUAACAGACUGUUCCUGUGUGUCGCUGUUCAAUUCUCUUUCUUGAGUGUGUCGGUGCCAUAUUAAAAUCAUAUGCUUUAUUUAUGUAUAGAUGUAUUAACAGUGGACUAAAUAAAUGUAAUAAGAAUGUUAUAGAUAUUAUCAGCAUUUUUGAUGUACAGUAAAUGCCCAUGAAACGGUUGUGUUUAAACCGUAAGAUAUGCCGCUGACCAAGCAGAGAAAAGCUCUUCCUGUGUCCCAACCAGGACGGUGCCCAGGAUGGCAAAGGGACCAUAGAAUGCAGCAUUAUUUAUCUGAAUGUUACUAGCUAGACCAGCUCCGUUGUGACCGGCUAUUUCUCGUAAGAUGUAUCUGUCUGUACUCUUUGUGUUGUCAUGUCAUCACAAUUUUUAAACUUUGUUUGACCUAAUGUGAUGUGAACUGAACGUGCCUCUGUAGAGAUGGGUUGUAAUAUAUUUUCAGAACUGUGACUGAGUAUAUUAAAGAUGACCUAUUGGAACACAA
Messenger RNA from Coregonus clupeaformis (lake whitefish), 4488 nucleotides. RefSeq names its product ATP-citrate synthase. The coding region runs from base 231 to 3509 and encodes 1092 amino acids. Gene Ontology annotation, cellular component: cytosol. NCBI's taxonomy places the organism in Eukaryota, Metazoa, Chordata, Actinopteri, Salmoniformes, Salmonidae. The transcript is spliced from 27 exons. Gene Ontology annotation, molecular function: ATP citrate synthase activity. Gene Ontology annotation, biological process: fatty acid biosynthetic process; acetyl-CoA biosynthetic process; tricarboxylic acid cycle. The record is from RefSeq and is a predicted model, not a curated record.